AUGGCUCAAACGAUUCGGCAACUGGCUGAAGCUCCGAUAGAACAAUCGCCAUUAUGUAUCGUAUAUCCUACUGUGGAUACUGAUUUUGAGUUGAAGUCAAGUUUAAUCCAGUUACUGCCAACUUUUCAUGGGUUGCAAAAUAAAAAUCCCCACGAGCAUCUGAAAGAGUUUCAUAUGGAUUGUCUUAGCAUGAAACCUCAGGGGGUAACUGAGGAUCAGAUUAAAUUGCGUGCUUUCCCUUUCUCUGUAGUAGAUUCCGCUAAUGAAUGGUUUUUUCCAACGUCUCGAGUAGCUGAGCUAAGAAGAGAGAUCGUUGGAAUAAGGCAAAAAGAAGCUGAGUCCCUUUACGAUUAUUGGGAGCGAUUUAAGAAGUUGUGUGCAAGCUGCCCACAACAUGGUAUAACGGAGCAAUCUCUCCUCCAAUAUUUUUAUGAAGGUUUGAAGCCCAUGGAGAUAAAUAUGGUAGACGUUGCUAGUGGAAGAGCAUUGGUCAAUAUGACUCCCCAACAAGCAAGAGACUUGAUCUCCACGAUGGCUGCAAAUUCUCAGCAGUUUCGAGCCAAUACUGAACCCUCUAGAAGGGCUCACCAGCCAAGUAAUUCAACCUUAGAGGAUAAAGUUGAUAGACUUACUAAUAUGAUGAACUCUUUUAUUACAGAAAAAGCGAAGACAGCCCGGUUAUGCGAAAUAUGUGCUACACCUGAUCAUGCAACUGAUGCAUGUCCCAGUUUAUAUGAUGAUACCAUGGCCCAUCUGGAUGCUGUAAGAAAUUUCCCUGGGCCGCCACAAAGGCAAUAUGACCCCCACGCUAAUACCUACAACCCAAGGUGGAGGGACCAUCCUAACUUAAGUUAUGGGGUCAAUCCACGAAAUAACCAGUCAUACCAAAGUCAGUUUCCACAACAGCCGCAAGGUUCAGGUAAUUUUCUAGAAACCAUGGUCAAUAAGUUAGCAACUAAUGUUCUUAAUUUUCAACAGCAAACUCUUCAUUUCCAAAAAAAGAUGAAGGAUUUCCAACAGAAAACUGAGGCGUCGAUCAAAGAGUUGACCACAUCGAUCGAGAAAUUAACCUCUCAAGGGAAGCUGUCGUCACAAACAAAACCAAACCCUAGACAAAAUGCAAAUGCAGUAAUGUUGCAAAGUGGAAAGGUACUGGAACCAAUUCCUGACAAGAAUCUUGGCAAAUAA
This is a messenger RNA of Gossypium raimondii (Peruvian cotton), 1188 nucleotides long. RefSeq lists its product as uncharacterized. NCBI's taxonomy places the organism in Eukaryota, Viridiplantae, Streptophyta, Magnoliopsida, Malvales, Malvaceae. Bases 1 to 1188 code for a protein of 395 amino acids. The record is from RefSeq and is a predicted model, not a curated record. The transcript has 2 exons.